UAGGCUAGUGAACUCUUGGACUCGAGGUCUACUUCUAGAUUAGAUCUAGUCGUCGUAAUUUUAUUGCUUACUUUGCAUUUUCUGAGAAGAUUUUUUCCAGCACUCUUAUCUUUUUUACGAACGACCUUUCUUUAACUUUGAAAAAUGGACAGGACUUUUCACUGAGAUUGACUUUGACUCACUGAAAAUGACUUGUGAAGAAUCUUAAAUCCAAUCAAACUGUAGGAAGGCCAAGACCAAAUGUACUAGAGCUCCUCGAAUUUCUUGUUCAACAAUGGCAAAACCGUUAUUAAUGAUAGGGAGGACUUGGAACAGACUGGAGGUACAGGCGUCAAUCUACUGUUGUCAGAGGAGCACUGUUGCUGAAAGAUAUGGCGCUUCAAGUACUUGUGAAGAGUAUGAAAAUGCUCAGCCGUUUUCAAAGAUUCCAGGUCCAAAAGGCUUACCGUUUAUUGGCAGCUGGCUGGAUUACAAACUGAAUCCAAAUAAAAUUCACAGACGGGAUACUCUUAUUAGGGAGAUGCAGUCAGAAUAUGGAGAUAUUGUGAAAGAAAAUAUUGCUGGUCGAGAUAUUGUACAUCUCUUUGGCCUCGACUUUAUUAGACAGAUUUAUAAUGCUGAAGGAAAGCACCCCGUGAUCCCGCCUUUAUUGUUCCCCGUAAAGCACUAUCGUCAUGAUAAAAAUCUUUCUCCAGGCCUUGGAAACAGCAAUGGAGAGCAGUGGUACAAACUAAGAAGUGUCGUUCAACAAGUCAUGCUUCGGCCCCAGAAAGCCUUUGACUAUCUUCCAAUGCAGAAUGAAGUUGCCAAUGAUUUUAUCUCCAAGAUAGAAUCUAUUCUAGACGAAAACAGAGAAGUGCCUCACUUUAACCGGUGGGUGGCAAGAUGGGGUCUUGAAUCUGCAGCCAAUAUCACUUUCGAUCGUCGCAUGGGUUUUCUGGAGGAAACUGGUCAUGCUGUUGCGGACAAAAUCAUCCAGAGUAAUUCAGAUGUCUUUGACUUGUCUUCCAAAUUCUUCUUUUCCCUUCCAUUUUACAAGUUCUUUCCCACUCACGGAAUGAAGAGAAUCUAUGAGUGUGAGGACUUCAUUUUAGGGGAAGGAGAGCGGCUUCUGAAGGAGGCAAUAAAGGACUAUGAAAUUGUCUUAAAUUCAGGAGAAUUAACAGAUGACAGGUUCCGCUUCUUGUCAUAUAUGUUAAGCAACGAUAGCGUGUCCUAUAAGGACAUGGCAGCUGUUGUCAACUCUGUUUUCACAGACACGUUAAGCACGACUUCAUUCGCCUUACUUUUCAACUUGUACAUGCUGGCAAACAAUCCAGAGGCUCAAGACAGGGCUUAUGAAGAGGCAAAUACUAUUUUAUCUUCGUCUGGUGAUGUCACAGUGGAGGGGUUCAAUUCUUCCAGAUACAUUAAAGCCUGCAUUAAAGAGACUUUCAGAUUUCUUCCUAUUGGUAUUGACAUUCAGCGUUUAUGCCCAGCAAACAUGGUCAUCGGAGGCUAUCAAGUUCCAGAAGGGACUUACCUUGUUUUGGAGCCACAUGUCAGCCAACAUGAUCCAAAGUAUGUUGCUGAGCCAGAAAAGUACCUGCCAGAGAGAUGGCUGAGGGAGGAGACUGGCACAGAGAAGACCCACCCAUAUUUGCUUAUACCUUUUAGCAUUGGUACAAGAAUGUGUGCAGGACGGCGAUUUGCUGAGCAGGAGCUGGUCAUGAUGCUGGCCAAACUUUUGUCUCAUUAUCGUCUGGAGUGGCACCAUGGACCGGUGAAUAUGCGUUACCGACUACUUCAAGUACCAGACAGGGAUGUUACAGUUCGGUUUGUUCCCCGAUAAAACAAAAGUUCUCUUACAGUGAGUUUUGUUUCAAAUGCCUUCUAAGUGUUUCAGAUUUCAGUUGUAUUUUGGCGUAUUUCUACUCAAUUAGUGGUUUCCUUUCCCCUCCCUGGCUAAGGAGCGGGGAAUAGGCCUACAACAGACUAUUGUCUUGUCCAAGGGUUUCCAUACUGCUGUCUGUUUCCCUUGGGAGCUGGCUGUAUGGACCUUAAAGGUCUUGAGGAACUCUACUUUGUUUUGUUUUGUUCAUGGUGUUCAAGAUUGAAAUAGUUGUGAAAAUAUUCUCUUCUAUGUAAUGCUUUGUUGUCAGUAUACAGUCGAGCACUGAUACCUCAAACACGUCAGGGGUUGACAAAUGUGAAGGGUGCUGACAAAAAGAGUUUCUUCUCGGAUUCGAGCCCUAUGGAAAUCGCUACAUCACACUUAUA
This is a messenger RNA of Aplysia californica (California sea hare), 2259 nucleotides long. RefSeq names its product probable cytochrome P450 CYP44. The coding region runs from base 275 to 1831 and encodes 518 amino acids. The record is from RefSeq and is a predicted model, not a curated record. Gene Ontology annotation, molecular function: oxidoreductase activity, acting on paired donors, with incorporation or reduction of molecular oxygen; heme binding; iron ion binding. The transcript is spliced from 11 exons. NCBI's taxonomy places the organism in Eukaryota, Metazoa, Mollusca, Gastropoda, Aplysiida, Aplysiidae.